GACAAAACUUUGAAAGUGCGAAAGAAUUCGCUGAACAAGAAAAGGAAAUCUGCUGUUGCAAGUGUGCGGAAAUCUCCUUUACUGAAGCGCAGAGGUAAUAGGUAGCUUGUAUAUCUUAUCAUGGUGAGCAUAAAAGGAAAGCCACACCUCUGAGGGUCAAUGGUUAGUGUAAGCACUAUAUUGAGAUACUGAGAUUGUGUCUUUUGUCAGCUUGCAAUAAAAUGUUUACUACCAGAUUCACGAACCAGAUCUCUCGUGUUUUACUGCAUCACCCUUGUUUUUACACUAUUUAAAACCUAUAUUAAUUUAAAAAACAGUACAAUGGCAACAUUGUUGCAUCAGUGUUACAUCAUCAUAAUUUCUUUUAGUAAUUUAGUAAAUGUCUGCAAACAUUUAGUUUUUGCUUUAGUUUUGAAGGUCUUGGUUACUAUAUAACUUCAGCUGCUUCAGAGCUAAUUUGUCAUACUUUUAAAUUCAUUAUAAUUUAAAUGUGUUUACUGGAUGGUGGGUAUUUCACUGCAGAAUCAUGCUGCUGUAAUAUGUCCAAAAUGUCAUAUACAAAAUUAUACAAAAUUCCUCCAUCUGAACAAAAGUAAAACAGAAAUGAUUUUACUUGGGCAACCCAAACGCGUUAGAUGGGUAAGACAGCACCACUGGUGUCUUAGCCUCUUCCUGUCAUCUGGUUGCAAUGAACCACUGUGUGACUGUGCAUUAACAUUAACAUUAGCUGAUUAGCUGUUUUGUUAAGACAUGCUUCGUUCAAUCAAGUGAAGGCCUACCUCGCGCCACCUGACUUUGAUGGGGUAAUUUACCAGUUUAUUAUCUCUUGUCUCGAUUAUUGUAACUCUUUAUAUGUUGGCUCUAAUCUUAUUCCGUCAUCUGCAAGUUGUUCAAAAUGCAAUCAAAAUGUAAUGUGAUGACAUUAAACCUGUACUGGUGUCCUUUACACUGGCAUGCAGUCGCUUUCAGGAUCCAGUUUAAAAUUUUUUACUUGUUUUUAAGAGUCUCAGUGGUUUGAUGCCUCUUUACUUAACGUAACUUUUAAAACCCUACCAGAGCACUGAGGUCUAGAACCAUCUGCUCUAGGACAUUUCUAGAUCCAGGCUUAAAAGCAGAGACUAUAGAAAUAAACUUUGACUUGACUUGACAAGAUGUGGCAUUGUCCUCAUGAGGGCUUUCCCAAACAAAUAUGUUGAUUUGAACGACAUAAUCACUUUACAUGCUUACUGGUCCCUUUGCAAGUGUGCAGGUUACCUAUGGUUUGUGUAACACUAUGAAAGCUGGUUUUUAAACCGGUUUCAAACAAGUUGGACAGUGCCUCUUCCUUUUUUUAUUGCAGAGGAAAGUGUCUAUGUUAUCUAAAAAGAAUUCAAACUUAGAGUCAGCACAUGUUUUCACCUCAGUCCAUCUGAAUUGAGCUCUGGCCCAGAGGACAUCUCAAAAUUUCUGGAGUUUCUUGUUCAUGUUUGUCUUCCAUUUGCGCAUGCAAUGAUAAACAGUGUUUCUCUGUUUCUAAGUUAAGGUUUUUUUAUGCACCGUUGCCUGAAUGCCCAGAGAUCACUUCCAUUCAGCGCUGGUUAUCUGCAUUUCCUCUUAGAUGUAGCCAUUUCUCCUUAUACUGUUUAAUCUUUUAGUGAUGUGCCGAUGAUGAAAUCCACACAUUCUUGUAUUGGAAAUCUAGACAGGCAAAUGCUAUUCUUCAGCUAUUAAACUAUUUUCUCUCACAAUCUUUCAGAGAGUGGUGAACUUAGCCUCUCUGUGAUCUUAUCUUCACUCUUUAUAUCUACUAUUUCUACUGGCCUGUUGCAUUGUUAUCUAAGCAGUGGUUACAUGCCUAAUUUACAUUUUAUAUAGCAUCCCAACCUUACUGAAAAAAAGGGCUGUUUAUAUUUCAGCUGAAUAACAUCACACAAGUUUUACCUUAUCCGAUUGGCAGAAGAGGUCUUCUGCUGAAAAACGAAGAUCAGUUUUUUCACAUAGGCUACAGUCUAAGAAUAAUAAUUUUAAUGUAGAUCUCCAACGUUUUUGUUUGUUUGUUUUUUUAAUUCUCCAGGACUAGGCUUGAGUAUAAAAUGUGUGUGGGAAAAGUGGGCCAGUGAAAGUCAAGUAGCUUGUUACUUAGAGUCCAACAGGUGAGCCAGAUACGCGUUCACAGGUGCCCUGGUCAGCCUCUGUGUAACUGAGCUGAAUCUGCAGCUCGCAAUACGGACCAGUACCUCCAAGCUCGAGGAUGGAUUCGUGGAGCUUAACAAUCAUAAACUGUAAACAUUUCAUGUGUCAGUGGGCGUGGUGAUCUUCGAGAAGUCUUCAUGCACAUAACUCUUAGUGAAAUGUUUGAGGCCUCCCAGCACCAUCCACCCCCCUCCACAAAUGCGCUCUGGUAAACUCAGCUUCAAGCCACAGCACUGACAGUGUUUUUGAUGUAGCUGGCAGUUUCGACUUUCAUGUUAAGUCUUGACAUCACCUUGAUGUGAGAAGAAUGAGUCGUUUAGAGGGUCUGAAGGCCGACUCGUCUCAGUUUACUCUAGAGGGAAAGCCUUUCCGCAUCCUGGGAGGCUCUGUUCAUUACUUCCGUGUCCCCAGAGCCUACUGGGAGGACAGGCUGCUGAAGAUGAAGGCCUGUGGUCUCAAUACACUCACAACAUAUGUGCCAUGGAACCUCCAUGAGCCUGAGAGGGGAACAUUUAAUUUUCAGGAUCAGCUGGACCUUAAGGCCUAUGUCAGUUUAGCAGCACAGCUGGGUCUCUGGGUUAUCCUGCGUCCAGGACCUUACAUCUGCGCUGAAUGGGACUUGGGCGGCUUGCCUAGCUGGUUGCUACAAGAUGAAGAGAUGCAGUUGAGGACAACUUAUCCUGGAUUCGUAAAUGCUGUCAACUUGUACUUUGACAAGCUCAUCUCAGUUAUCAAGCCUCUGAUGUUUGAAGGAGGAGGCCCGAUCAUUGCAGUCCAGGUUGAGAACGAAUACGGCUCAUUUGCAAAAGAUGACAAAUAUAUGCCAUUUAUAAAGAAUUGUCUCCAGUCCAGAGGGAUCAAAGAGCUUCUGAUGACUUCAGACAACUGGGAGGGCUUAAGAUGUGGAGGGGUGGAAGGAGCUCUAAAAACAGUAAACCUUCAGAGACUCUCAUUUGGAGCCAUCCAACAUUUGGCUGACAUACAGCCCCAGAAACCUCUCAUGGUGAUGGAGUACUGGUCUGGAUGGUUUGACGUCUGGGGAGAACAUCAUCAUGUGUUCUACGCCGAGGACAUGCUGGCUGUGGUGUCAGAGAUCUUGGAUCGAGGCGUUUCCAUUAAUCUGUACAUGUUUCAUGGCGGAACCACCUUUGGCUUCAUGAACGGCGCAAUGGACUUUGGCACCUACAAAUCUCAGGUCACCAGUUACGAUUAUGAUGCUCCCCUAUCUGAAGCUGGGGACUGCACUCCAAAAUAUCACCACCUGAGGAAUUUAUUCAGCCAGUACCACUCUGAGCAUCUUCCUGGAGUGCCCUCUUCUCCCGAGAGGAAAGCUUACGGCCCUGCUCUUAUCCAGCAACACCUGUCACUGUGGGACGUCUUGCAAUUCAGCGACAAGCCGCACAGGUCAGACAGGCCAGUGAACAUGGAGAAUCUCCCUGUGAACAAUAACAACGGUCAGUCAUAUGGUUAUACACUGUAUGAAACCACUAUCACUGGUGGAGGAGCCCUAAACUCCAGGAACAACAUUAGAGACAGAGCGCUGGUUUUUGUGAACAGGGAGUGUGUUGGUUGUUUGGACUACAAGACUCAUGAGGUUGCAAUCCCUGAUGGGAAGGGGGAGAGGACAUUAAGCUUCCUUGUGGAGAACUGUGGAAGAGUGAAUUAUGGGAAAGCUCUGGAUGAACAGCGCAAAGGUAUUGUGGGAGACAUUGUGUUGAACAACACCCCACUGAGAGGAUUUUCCAUCUCCUGCUUAGAUAUGAAGCCCAGCUUUAUAAAAAGAUUAACAAAUUCAGGCCAAUGGAAAACUGACUUCAAGUCACAUUGUGUCCCCGGGUUUUUCCAGGCCAGGCUCUGUGUCGAUGGCCCUCCCAAAGACACCUUUGUCAGCCUUCGUAGUUGGGGUAAAGGCGUUAUAUUUGUCAAUGGGCAGAACCUUGGACGUUAUUGGUUUAUUGGCCCCCAGCAUUUCCUUUAUCUCCCAGCACCUUGGCUUAGAAGUGGAGAGAAUGAGAUUAUUGUCUUUGAGGAACAACGGGUGCAUGAUAAACUACUGUUUGCUGAAAAUCCUGAUUAUGGAAAGGCUAUUGAUGUGUACAAACUUCCUUUCUGCACACUGCUGUGAACAUGCUGUAAAACAACAAACUAACUUCAACACAUACACACAGACAAAGACAACCAUGCUCUUUCAUUAAAAGAUUGAUAGAUUUAUUAUAUUAAUACUGUCUAGCCUAUAAAGUCUAUUGUAAAUAUUUUCAUUCAAAUUGUAAAAUCUUACAUUGCUAGUUGUUUUGUUUCCUUUACUAUGCAAUCUGCAAUCGUCUUAUGAUUUAACAUGCACUUUGCUCUCACUACAAAUAAUGCAAUUUGAACCCAUUUUACACAUCUUGAACCUUUGACUGUGUAAAGUCCCUGAUUUGACCAGAUCAGGAGUGUCAAACUUAUUUCAUGUUGUGGCUCAUGCAGCACACUUGAAUCUUAAAUGGGCUGGAUUAGUGAAAAUCCCCUUUCUGUUGUUGUAUAGAAGUUUACUACACAUUUAAAAUCCAUGAGAAGUGCAAUUUCACAUUGUAGUCGAUGAAAGAAAUAUGUCAACACAAAUAAAUAAAUGGGUAAAAUUAUA
Messenger RNA from Oreochromis niloticus (Nile tilapia), 4795 nucleotides. RefSeq names its product galactosidase beta 1 like 2 (gene glb1l2). Lineage: Eukaryota; Metazoa; Chordata; Actinopteri; Cichliformes; Cichlidae. The record is from RefSeq and is a predicted model, not a curated record. The coding region runs from base 2480 to 4297 and encodes 605 amino acids. Gene Ontology annotation, biological process: carbohydrate metabolic process. The transcript is spliced from 20 exons. Gene Ontology annotation, molecular function: beta-galactosidase activity.